AUGCGUGUGCCACGAGUGGCGCCUGACAGAGUGCAGGGCACUGGGAGUGCACCUGGCCCCCCAGCCCUCUGGAGCCCGAACUAUCCCAUUCGGCGGCACAGAGGAGCUGGCCGGGGAUGGCCCCGAUUCCCCUGGAGCCUGCUGCACCGGGGCUGGGACCCCGCCUCCCGCGCCGGGAUUGUUGUCAGCGAAAUAAAGCGCCAGCCGUUUGCUAGAACCCGCCGUGUCCUGCGUCUGGGGGGGUGGGCCACGCCGGGGGUCACGGGGACGCUGGGGCUCCCGCCCGCCGGCCGGGCGUGGGCCACGCCGGGGGUCACGGGGACGCUGGGGCUCCCGCCCGCCGGCCGGGCGUGGGCCACGCCGGGGGUCACGGGGACGCUGGUGCCUCUGCCCGCCGGCCGGGCGUGGGCCACGCCGGGGGACGCUGGUGCCCCUGCCCACCGGCCGGGGGUGGGCCACGCCGGGGGUCACGGGGACGCUGGUGCGCCCGCCCGCCGGCCGGGGGUGGGCCACGCCGGGGUCAGGGGGACGCUGGUGCGCCCGCCCGCCGGCCGGGGGUGGGCCACGCCUGGGGUCACGGGGACGCUGGGGCUCCCGCCCGCCGGCCGUGGGCCACGCCGGGGGUCACGGGGACGCUGGGGCUCCCGCCCGCCGGCCGGCCGGCCGUGGGCCACGCCGGGGGUCACGGGGACGCUGGGGCUCCCGCCCGCCGGCCGGCCGUGGGCCACGCCGGGGGUCACGGGGACGCUGGGGCUCCCGCCCGCCGGCCGGCCGUGGGCCACGCCGGGGGUCACGGGGACGCUGGUGCGCCCGCCCGCCGGCCGUGGGCCACGCCGGCCGUGGGCCACGCCGGGGGUCACGGGGACGCUGGGGCUCCCGCCCGCCCGCCCGCCGGCCGUGGGCCACGCCGGGGGUCACGGGGACGCUGGGGCUCCCGCCUGCCGGCCGGGGGUGGGCCACACCUGGGGUCACGGGGACGCUGGUGCGCACGCCGGCCAGGGGUGGGCCACGCCGGGGGUCACGGGGACGCUGGUGCCCCUGCCCGCCGGCCGGGCGUGGGCCACGCCGGGGGUCACGGGGACGCUGGUGCCCCUGCCCGCCGGCCGGGCGUGGGCCACGCCGGGGGUCACGGGGAUGCUGGGGCUCCCGCCCGCCUGCCGGCCGUGGGCCACGCCGGGGGUCACGGGGACGCUGGGGCUCCCGCCGGCCAGAGGGGUGGGCCACGCCGGGGGUCACGGUGACGCUGGUGCCCCUGCCCGCCGGCCGUGGGCCACGCCGGGGGUCACGGGGACGCUGGGGCUCCCGCCCGCCUGCCGGCCGUGGGCCACGCCGGGGGUCACGGGGACGCUGGUGCCCCUCCCGCCGGCCGGGCGUGGGCCACGCCGGGGGUCACGGGGACGCUGCACGGGAUUGUGGGAGGAAGCGGGGCGGACAGAGACACCCAGCGAACAUGGCUGCACCAUGAUCCGCCUCGCCAGCGGCCGCCGCCUCCCGCAGCCCCAGCGCCAGCGCCGCCAGCCCGGGGCCUGA
Molecule: messenger RNA, 1530 nt
Organism: Caretta caretta (loggerhead turtle)
Lineage: Eukaryota; Metazoa; Chordata; Testudines; Cheloniidae
Source: RefSeq, a predicted model, not a curated record